This is a messenger RNA of Durotheca rogersii, 1559 nucleotides long. RefSeq lists its product as uncharacterized. Bases 316 to 1068 code for a protein of 250 amino acids. The record is from RefSeq and is a predicted model, not a curated record. The transcript has a single exon. Lineage: Eukaryota; Fungi; Ascomycota; Sordariomycetes; Xylariales; Xylariaceae.
UGUAGCUCAGGUUGUAGGUACCGUCUGCCCUUCUUACAUGCACAAUUCCUAUAGACCUCAACAUGCUGGGCCCUCCCUCUUCCCAUCAUCUAGAGCAUUCCGAAGGAAGGCGCACGCGUCGAGAUCCCCCGAGAUAAUCAGGCGAAAAAUUUUCUCUUCCUCAAGGUCUUCCAGGAGAAUGUCAGUAUUAUUACAAUAGUAGUAGCAUCACCUAUCUCGCCUCUCCUCUCCCGCAUGCGCCUACUACUACACAUCCAUCCCGGUGACAUUUUGGGUCUAGCACGACAGUUAUACUGAAUCAGCCCGUUACUAACGAUGCCUCCACCCUUAUAUAGUAGCGACCGGCGGCCCUAUCCGGCGCGCGUUGAUGAAGACGACGUCAGGGGUCUGGCACAAUACCGCUGUCAGGGAGGCGUUGUGAGAAAAGGCACCCUCGUUGAGAUUGCCCGCAGGCCGCGGGGAAACGGCCAGUUCCUGGGUUUCGCCGAUUUCCUUCAUGUCGCCCUUGUGUAUCGUCAUGAAGAUGGCCGCAUUAUGCUUUGCGGAGUCCCCUUUGCCCGUACCCGGCAUACCGAGGGUCUUCUCCCGUUCAAGAGAAACGAAGUUUAUGCCAUCCUAGAAAGCACCGAGGACGACGACAGAGCCAUCGAGGUACAGGCCGCGAUCAAAGUGCCCGCCGACGAUAUUAUCAAGAUCCGCGCCUUCCAGAUAACCAACGCCACGUAUCCCGAGCAUCGUUGCAGAGAGGAGCAGGACGCCGAGAACCGAGGCGUCCUCACCCAACGAUGGAAAAUAAUCACCUCGUAUAAAAACGAGGAAGACAGGCGCCACGGAAAGAUAAGCAGCCGCCAGAUCGUCCGUGUCCGGGAGGACGAAGCACAGGAAAGCCUACGCAUACCGAGUGAGGCUCUUAUAAAUCGGUGGCGCGGAGGCCGCGCACGAGGCGGCUCGUAUAUUGGGGGGCAGCUCCGUCAAACGGCGAUCAUAUUAGAUGACGAAAACCGGCUGGAAGAGACAGAAGAGGAAGGCCGGGGGGGGUUAACGUAUUCCUUCGCCGAUAGUAAGUGAUUUUAUGCCGUCUCUGAUCGGCUCCCUUUCCUAUUCGUAUUCGUCUCGCUCCCCGUAGAGAUACCCGCUAACCUUACCCCUUAGUGUUCUGCGGCGCGGGUGGUGCUUCCGUCGGGGCCCGGGCAGCCGGUUUUCAGCCAGUCCUUGCCUGCGAUCUAUGGGCGAGCGCCUGCGCCACUUACCGGCUAAAUUUCGCCAAUGUAGACGUACGAGAGAUGGAGGUAUUUGACUUUAUCGUCGAUAGAGGCCCGGCGUCCUUACCGCCCAUCGACAUCUUACACGUGUCGCCGCCGUGUCAAGUGUGGAGCCCGGCGCAUACGCGAGUCGGACGAGACGACGACGCAAACCUCGCCGCGCUCUUCGCGACGGCGCAGAUCCUGCGCGCGUUGCGGCCGCGCUUCGCUACAGCCGAGCAGACCUUCGGCAUCCACCACGCUCGCUUCCGGGCGUAUUUCCACGCAUUUAUAGCCGCCUUCACUGCUCUCGACUAU